Messenger RNA from Austrofundulus limnaeus, 2652 nucleotides. RefSeq names its product ATP-binding cassette, sub-family D (ALD), member 4 (gene abcd4). The record is from RefSeq and is a predicted model, not a curated record. NCBI's taxonomy places the organism in Eukaryota, Metazoa, Chordata, Actinopteri, Cyprinodontiformes, Rivulidae. Gene Ontology annotation, cellular component: peroxisomal membrane. Gene Ontology annotation, molecular function: long-chain fatty acid transmembrane transporter activity; ATP hydrolysis activity; ABC-type transporter activity. Gene Ontology annotation, biological process: very long-chain fatty acid catabolic process; long-chain fatty acid import into peroxisome; fatty acid beta-oxidation. The transcript is spliced from 19 exons. The coding region runs from base 315 to 2150 and encodes 611 amino acids.
UGAUUUUCACUGAAGCCCACGGUGAAAGGGGAAAGUAGCAGUGCAGACAGCAAGAGUACAAGUGAGUCACGAGUUUAAACCGCGUUCUUAGCUUCGUUACAACAAGAAAACAAGAAGUAUUUUCAUAAAAAUACGAUAAACUUUGAAACUGCCCUUUGCUAAGUGCUGUUAUCGCUCGCCGGUGUUACCAGUCUGUUGGUCUCAUCAGCGCCAGUCACUCGAGGAAGUUAAUUUUUUUCCUGACCUUUUAAAAAAAUCGGACAACACAUGAGAAGUUUUAACUUGGAGGGKUGCGAAAUAAUAGUUUCCUGCAGAUGCCUCGUCAGGAGAACACCAAGGGAAGAGGGACAAAAAGACCAAAACUAGACUGGAGGUUUGUCCAGAGGUUCUGCAGCAUCCAGAGGGUCCUGUUUCCAUCAUGGACCAGUCAAAGUGUCCUGAUGUUCGGGACGCUGCUAGGUGUAACCCUAACAGAGCAGCUGAUCAUUUACCAGGUGGGUGUCCUCCCCAGUCACUUCUACAACGUGCUCGCAGACAAAGAUUACCCCGGCUUCAGGAGUCUGGUGGGAGCGGCCAUGGUGCUCAUUUUGCUGAACUCCUCACUGAAGAGUCUGGACCAGUACAUUUGCAACCAGAUGUAUGUGAGCUGGAGGAGGACGCUGACUGAGGACCUCCACUCGGCCUACUUCCAGGGCAGAGUCUAUUACAUCCUCAAUGUGCUCCGAGAGGACAUCGAUAACCCCGACCAGCGGAUCAGUCAGGAUGUGGAGAGGUUCUGUAAGCAGAUGAGCACCAUGGCUAGCCGUUUGAUCAUCUCGCCUUUCACCAUCUCCUACUACACCUACCAGUGCUUUCACAGCACCGGCUGGAUCGGUCCCGUGAGCAUCUUUGGAUACUUUGUUGUCGGAACGAUCGCCAAUAAGAUCCUGAUGGGCCCGAUCGUGUCGAUCCUGUUUGAGCAGGAGAAACUGGAGGGAGACUUCAGAUUUAAACACAUGCAAAUCCGUGUCAAUGCAGAGUCUGCAGCUUUUUACAGAGCAGGAAAAGUGGAGCACGUGAGAACGGACCGAAGGCUGCAGACGCUGCUGCAGACUCAGAAGAGUCUCAUAAACAAAGAGCUCUGGCUUUACAUUGGAGUGAACACCUUCGAUUACCUCGGAGGUUUCCUCAGCUACAUUAUAAUCGCCAUUCCCAUCUUCACCGGUGUUUAUGAUGGGCUCACUCCGGGUGAACUUAGUGCCCUCAUUAGUAAGAACGCCUUCGUGUGCAUCUACUUGAUAAAUGGCUUCACGCAGCUAAUAGACCUGUCCACGACUCUGUCAGAUGUGGCUGGUUACACCCACAGGAUCGGGGAGCUGAGGGAGGUGAUGGACGAUAUCCUACGGAAGCAGUGCGACUACGACCCUGCGUCCGGGGAGAGCUACGACUUUGACAGCGACUUUAAUGUCCAUGCAGGCCCUGUGGACACAGCCUUCGUCUUGGACCACCUCUCCUACAAAUCUCCGCUGUCAGACCAGCCUCUGGUGGAGAAUCUGAGCCUGAAAAUCAGUCAGGGGACUCAUCUGCUGGUGGUGGGGAACACGGGCACCGGGAAAACAUCGUUACUGCGAGUCCUUAACCGUCUCUGGGAAGCACACAGCGGUUUUGUUCAAAUGACCACAUGUUUCGGACCCAGAGGAACACUCUUCCUGCCACAGAAACCCUACAUGACUGAUGGCACUCUGCGGGAACAGGUGAUUUACCCACUGAAGGAUAUUUACCCUGCAUCAGGGUCAGUGGACGAUGACAGAAUUAUUCAGUUCUUGGAACUAGCUGGAGUGUCCAGCCUUCUGAAAAGGACUGGCGGUCUGGAUGAGAAGGUUGACUGGAACUGGUCCGACGUUCUGUCUCCUGGUGAAAUGCAGCGCCUCUCCUUUGCGCGGCUCUUCUACCUGCAGCCAAAAUAUGCCAUCUUAGAUGAGGCCACCAGCGCUUUGACUGAGGAGGCGGAGGCACAGCUGUACAGAACGUGCAAACAGCUGGGCAUGACUUUGGUCAGUCUGGGACACCGUAGCAGCCUGGUGAAGUACCAUGAUGUCCAGCUGAAGCUGUGUGGAGGAGGACAAUGGGAGGUGACCAAAUUAAAAGGAGCCAGAGAGGAGGCAACGUGAACUCAGUCACAUGAGAAAACACGGGAAGCAAAAAGACUCCUUUAAUUAUUCUGUGUCUUUAAGUGUUCUYGAGCGUGACGCUGUUAGCCCAGUUGAGCAUUCGGAGGCUAAAGAGCCCCUUCUGUUUCUAAGCUUUUAUGUUCCGAGUCAUCGUUCAAAAUAAGAAGUGGAAAUUUUUCAGUUUUGAUAUGUUUAUUAUUGUGAAAUAGCCUUUUAUUGCCUUAUGUUCAAAUGGUCUGGUGUUAAUUUGAGUUUAAAAAAACAAUCUUCUUUGAUAAAAUUCUAUUAAAAAACCAAAGUACAUCUGUGCAUUUCACAGUUUAAGGGCAAAUUAAUCUCAUAGUGUUCAGAUAGUCACUAAAAAAGGUUUUUUUUUAAGGCACAGGUUGGGUUAAUUAAAAUGCAGCAAUAUGAAAUGUGGUAAUCUUCAUAGUUUUGAUUAGAUUGGAAUGUUUUGUUUCUAAGGCUCGUCAUUUUCUUAAGAGCUUUUCGUGGCCUUGAA